AUGUCCAAGUCUCUUUGCUGUUUAGCGUUUGACACCCUCUAUUCCAAAUUGCUUCCGGAUGCCCCUUCUCACACUUUAGCAGCCUACAAUAAGCUUACAAAUAAUACCUACAAUUAUCCUCAGGAGGCGCCUCUCUUCAUCACUUGGGAUAAAGAUGAACAGCUCAGAGGAUGCAUUGGAACCUUUCUGGGUUUGCCAAUUGAAUCAGGUGUUAAGAAGUUUGCGUUAACCGCAGCAUUUGAUGACCACAGGUUCCCGCAAAUUAGUUCGAGUGAAUUGCCUAGGCUAGACGUUUCUGUCACAUUGUUAGAUAACUUUGAAGAGAUAUCCUCUUACGAGGAUUGGACUGUGGGGGAGCAUGGAUUGAAGGUGUACAUAAAAUUAGGAGGUCAACAUUUUUCUGGUACAUUUCUACCUUCUGUUGCAGAGGAACAGGGCUGGGAUAAAAAGACCACUUUAUGGUACUUACUUAAAAAGGCAGAUUAUGACGCAGUACUGAAACUGCAGACAACUGCCUUCUAUGAGAAGGGUCUUAAAGAAGGUUGGUUAGAAUUGGUUAGAUACAGCGGGAAAAAGGAUUCAAUGGGCUACAAUGAGUAUGAGGAAAUAAGGAAAUUAAUUUGA
This is a messenger RNA of Dujonia railenensis, 624 nucleotides long. The record is from the annotation of a GenBank genome assembly. NCBI's taxonomy places the organism in Eukaryota, Fungi, Ascomycota, Pichiomycetes, Serinales, Debaryomycetaceae.